This is a messenger RNA of Ylistrum balloti, 3663 nucleotides long. Its product is annotated as structural maintenance of chromosomes protein 5-like. Gene Ontology annotation, cellular component: Smc5-Smc6 complex. Gene Ontology annotation, biological process: double-strand break repair via homologous recombination. NCBI's taxonomy places the organism in Eukaryota, Metazoa, Mollusca, Bivalvia, Pectinida, Pectinidae. The transcript has 26 exons. Bases 1 to 3465 code for a protein of 1154 amino acids. Gene Ontology annotation, molecular function: ATP hydrolysis activity; ATP binding. The record is from RefSeq and is a predicted model, not a curated record.
AUGUAUGUUUGUCACAAAAACCAACGAGUGAUGUAUGUUGGUCAAACAGACCAACGAGAGGUGUAUGUUGGUCACACAGACCAACGAGAGAUGUAUGUAGGUCACACAGACCAACGAGUGAUGUAUAUUGGUCAAACAGACCAACUAGAGAUGCAUGUUGGUCACACAGACCAACGAGAGAUGUAUGUUGGUCAAAUGGAGACCAAUUACAAUGUUGGUCACUCAGACCAGGCUACGCGAAGAAGCGAAUUUGACAUGAUGGCGGCAGUAAGAAGAAAACGGCCAAUUGAUGCAUUACAUGCGGAAGCAAAUCAAAGAAGAGAACAGAGAGCAGCAAAUAACAAUUCAGAUUAUGUGGAAGGUUCCAUUGUUCGCAUAAAAUUGGAAAAUAUUUUGACCUACGAUUCUGUAGAGUUUCUUACAGGGCCCUUCCUCAAUGUCAUCAUAGGACCUAAUGGCACAGGAAAAUCAACCAUAGUUUGUGCAAUAUGUCUAGGUCUUGGUGGUAAAAUUGGACUUUUAGGGAGGGCUCAACAGGCAGCAGAGUUUAUUAAACAUGGCAAGCAGAAAGGAAGGAUUGAAAUUGAAUUAUUCAAUACUGAUGGAGAUAAUUAUGUGAUUGUCAGAGAGAUUCAAAAGAACAAUCAAUCUCAGUGGAGUGUCAAUGGACGCAGUGCCCCCUUGAAAGCUGUGGAAGAGCUUGUAUUGAGUAAGAAUAUUCAGGUUGGGAAUUUAUGUCAAUUCUUACCUCAGGAAAAGGUUGCAGACUUUGCGAAAAUGACUCCAGAGGAGUUACUGGAAAAUACAGAGAAGGCUGUUGGGCCUCCAGACAUGUAUGAAAACCAUAUGAAACUGAAAGAGGCCAGGAAUCAAAGUCGAAACCUACAACAAGGAUUUGAUAAUCUUGAAGAAAGAUUAGAGCAAGACAUUAAUAAAAACAGCAGAUUGGAACAAGAUGUGAAAAACUUCCAGGAACGGGAAAGACACUUAGAAAAAGUAGAAAUCCUUCGAAAGAAGCGACCAUGGAUAGAAUAUGAUGACAAACGAAAAUUAUAUGAUGUGGUGAAAAGAGAGCGAGACACCAAAGUGGAUUCACAUAAACAAGCUAGGGUCCAAUUUGAGCCAUUACAGAGAAGACUUGAUGAGAUUGCAUUAAAGAAGGAACGAGCCGAUGGACAAAUGAAACAAAAGACCAACAGUUUGAGAGAUUUUGCAACAAAAGCCCAAGCCAAUAGCAAAGAGAUAGAAGCUGCCACUGAUAAGAAUAAUGAAAUCCAGGAUGAAUUGAACCUUAAAAAGACAGAGGAAAAUGCAAGACGAAAAAGAAUACAAGAUCUACAACGACAAGUUGAUGCACUGCAGUCAGAAUAUCAAAACACAGAUGAGCAGGAAAAUCUACAGCCAUUACUAGAAAGGACUACCAAUGAAAUGAGAGCUGUAAACAGAAGCAUGACACAAAUAAAUGAGGAUGGUGAUGGAAUUCGACGUGGAAUCACAGACCUGAAAAGACAAAUUGAUGGAUGCCAACAGGAGCUAAAAAAGAUGCAGAAUAUAGAGAAUAAGAGAAUGGAGAUCUUACGGGGCAAAGACAAAGACACAUACAAUGCUGUUGUCUGGUAUAAACAGAACAAAGACCAGUUCAGGGGCAACGUACAUCUCCCCAUGAUGUUGUCCAUUAACCCAAAGGAUGCUUCAUAUGCCAAGUACAUUGAGAUGCAUAUAAGUGCCAAAGAUUUCCAGGCCUUUGUAUUUGAGGACAGCCAGGACUACACCAACUUCAUGAACAUUAUACGUGAUGAACAGAGACUUAAAGUCAAUGCUGUUAAGGUUCCUCAAGCUCCACUUGAUUCCUUUAAACCUAAAUACAGCAUAGAUCAUUACAGGCAGUAUGGGUUCCAGGGUUACUUAAAGGACUACAUGCACUGUCCUGAUGGGGUAAUGAGAUACCUUUGUGCCCAAUACAAUGUACAUUCCAUACCUGUUGGAAACCGCAGAACCAAAGACUGUAUACCAGACAUCAAGAGAGACCACCCAGAGCUACGUACUUUCUUCACUGAUGAUUAUCAGUACACCUUUAGAGUGUCCAAAUAUGAUGGUACUAUUUCUUCAAGAAGUUCCAAAAUUAGAUACCCGUCCUGGCUGACAGCAUCAGCUGAUACUACAAGAGAGAAAGAACUAGAAUCACAGAUACGGGAACACCAAGAUGAAUUGAAGAAACAAGAAGAAAAAUACAGAGAUCUUCAACGACAGUCUAAAGAUUUUGAAGUGAGAAUGAACCGAUUGAGAGAAGAAAAGAAACAACUUACACAGAAAAAGGACCAGAAAAAGAAACUUCUCUCACAAAUUGAAAAUAAAAGACAGAGAAUCAGAACAGAAGAAGGGGAGGCAGUCAAUUUACAUGCAGAGAAGGAACGGACCUUAAGAAAGACUAGGGAAAUCAAUAUCAAGAAAUGUAAAUCUCUACAACUGAUGAAGGAAAAUACACAGAAAUGUCUAGAAUUGAUCAUGGGGAAAGUGCGACUAAGUCUGCAGCAUGCUUCAAUUGUCAAAGACCAGGAGAUAGUGGAGGAGGAACUGCGGGAUCAAUCACAACAUUUAGUGAAUCUUGAGAGAUCAGUAGAGGAGGCUAAGAUAUUAGUACGACAGGUAAAAGACUCGGCCAAACACUUAUUGGAGAUAGCUAAACGUGCUACUGGAACAGCUGCCAACGCUGAACUGUCUAAUGAACUGCGUGAGAGGUUUGAGCAGUACCCUGCCACACUCGAGGAGAUUGACUCUAUGAUUCAUGAGGAACAAGCAAGAGCAGACUCACUUUUCCAAGCAGAUAAAAGUAUUGUGAAGGAGUAUGAAGCACGUAAGAAAGAGAUUGCUGCUCUGAAGGCCGAGUUGGAAAAGAGACGAAGUGCCAUGGCAGGCCAUCAGGAGGAGAUUGAACGUGCCAAACAACAGUGGCUUGAACCACUUAAGGUUCUCAUAGAUACCAUCAACAACAAUUUUAGCUACUUCUUCUCCUGCAUGAGCUGUGCUGGUGAAAUAGAACUUAGUCAGCCAGAGAACCAGGAGGACUAUGAAAAGUAUGGUGUUAAGAUCAAAGUGAAGUUUCGUGAUAAUGAAACUCUUCGGGAGUUGACCCCACACCACCAGUCAGGUGGAGAGAGGAGUGUAGCCACAAUUCUUUACAUGAUGGCACUACAAGAACUCGCCAAAUGUCCUUUCAGAUGUGUGGACGAAAUCAACCAGGGAAUGGAUCCUAUCAAUGAGAGAAAAGUAUUUGAACUUGUGGUACAAACUGUUUGUAAAAAGUCUUCAUCACAGUAUUUCCUGCUUACUCCAAAGUUGUUGCCUGACCUUCUGUACGCUGACAAUAUGACAGUUCUCUGUGUGUACAAUGGUCCUUCAAUGUUAAACCACACAGAUUGGAGUCUGAAGAAAUUCAUGAGGAGGCGACGUAAAAUUGUAGAUUAGAUCCCGAGGACUAGUGGAGUUGGGAUAUAUUUAACAUAAUUGUGAUACAUUGGUGAGAGAGAGAGAAAUGAAAAUGAUAUGUCCUAGUAAGAGAAAGUGAUUAAGGUAAUGUUCCAUUUGGUGCCAAACUAUUUUUAAGCAUUGUUAUAUAUUUUACUGGAGAUGAGGCCAAAUUAAAUCAAUGUUUUCAACAGAACU